AUGGAUGCGACACAAGGCACGCAUAACGACCCAGAGUCUACUGACAACGCCGGUGAACCGAACGACUCUCGCGCGGCGGCCACAAACCAAGGGCGGUUCCGGGUCGACUUCAACCUCGUCAACGCAUUCACUGACACACUCAUGGGCAUGAGGCCCUUCCUCGGCCGCGCAGCACCAGCACCCGUUCCCGCUCCUGAGGAUUCUGCCGCCACUGUUGCGGCUGACAGCGCUGCAGGCGAUGAUGCACCACCGCCUCUAGCCUCCGAAUCGGAUUCUAGCGGCUCAGAUUCGGAUUCAGACGCGAGCGACGGCGGCGAUAGCGAGGCGGGCAGCAUGCCGUCCCUGCAGACGGUGUCGGACAGCUCGGACGAGGGCCCGGACUCUGACGCGGAUGUGUACGACUCGGACGCGGACUCUGACGGCUCGGGCUGGGACGAGCACGAUGUGCGCGACGACCUCCGGCGCGGGAUGGAGACGAUUGGCGGCCCGGCGGAGAGCACCGUGCACUAUGAGCCGUACUCCGACGAGGAGGAGGAAGAGUGGGAAGACGAAGAUGACGAGUUCUUGGAGGACGACUUUGCGGAGCAGGGCACUGAGGUCUAUAGACCUCCUGGAGUGGUUGAUGUCCCGCGAAGGCUCUCAGUGGACAACGACCCACAGCGCGCAGAGACCCUGCUCGCCGGUUUGGAAACCGUGUCGGACGAGCUCGUCCUGAGGUACGAGAAGCUGCGCGGGGGCGACGGCGAGGCCGCCGAGGGUUGCGCGAUCUGCAGGGAUGACUACCUCAUCGAGUACCCACAAGACCCGGCGGACCUCGGAAAGCUCAGCGGGGCCACCCUGACCUACGCGCUCUUCGAGCUGCUCCCGUUCCACCCGUCGCCACACCAGAUUCUGGUGUUCCCCUGCCCCGGGAGACAUCUGUUUCACCGCAGCUGCCUCGCGCCAUGGCUCGCGCGCAAGACGACGUGCCCAUCAUGCAGGUUUGAUAUCGACCCGGAUUCGCUCACCCUGCGUCUCACGGGGACGAUGUCGCAUUACGCAUCAGGGGUGCGGACGUGGGAGCCGCCGAAUGUACUGGGGCUGGAGGACUGGCUUGCGGAAGAGGAGACAUAUCAGACGGUUGGACACCGUACGGAGUGCUCACAUGCAGCGAAGCCUGACGCAUCUGGACAAGGACGCACAGGUCCGAGGGUGACCUUCGCUCCCACAGCUAGAGAUUUCAGGGACUUUAGGGACCUCAGGAUGACUCCGACGAGGAGUCGAUUCCUGAGGUUGACCCUCCCCGCGCGGCGCCGGCACCGAGGCCGACGGACGAUCCCUUCCGAACUCAUGCUCGACCCGCCGUCGCAGCAAGUCGUAGACGAUCACCUUCCUCGUCCCGCCGGCAGAUUUCCUUCCGCGUACCCAGCGGUGGUGCACACGGCACGAGGAACAUGCACGACGCGGUGGUAG
This is a messenger RNA of Fomitopsis serialis, 1452 nucleotides long. RefSeq lists its product as uncharacterized. Gene Ontology annotation, molecular function: ubiquitin protein ligase activity. The record is from RefSeq and is a predicted model, not a curated record. Gene Ontology annotation, biological process: ubiquitin-dependent protein catabolic process. Bases 1 to 1452 code for a protein of 483 amino acids. The transcript has 3 exons. NCBI's taxonomy places the organism in Eukaryota, Fungi, Basidiomycota, Agaricomycetes, Polyporales, Fomitopsidaceae.